AUGUCAGAAGAUUCCGACUCCAAGCACUACUGCUUCUCAGUAAGGGAGGACCAAGAUGGCGCUUCAGGCUGCCGAGCGUCGACCUCGUGCGGCUCUGUGCCGAGGGGGCCCUCUGGCUGCGGCCCCAUGGCGCAGCUGCAGCGUAUGAACGGCUACGGUCAAGGCGGGCCCGAGCUGGGCCUGCCGUCUGAGGGUAGCGACAGUAGUGGCCAGGACCCUCCCCCCGCCGCGCCACGCAAGCUUCGCAAGAGCUCUCGGUCCCGCUCGCUACCGGAGGAGGACAUGGAAAUGAAGAGCAGCGGGUCCAGCGGUAGCGGGACCGAGUCGCAAGGCAACGAGAGCCAUGGGAACGAGAGCAACGGCCAUGAGAGCAAUGGCCAUGAGUCCAUGGGCAGCUCCAACAGUAACAGCAAAGAUUCCGCUUUGUUGGAGUCUUCUGGAAGCAACAAGAGCUCAAACUCUCACAGUCCAUCUCCUCCCAGUAGUUCGAAUGCCUUCAGUUUGCUCAGCUCUGAACAGGACAACCCUUCCACCAGCGGCUGCAGUAGUCAGGAGUCUGCCAAAGCCAAGACUCAGAAAGAAGUGCUGAAGACCCUGAAAGAGCUGAAGCUCUACCUGCCUGCUGAAAAAAGACAUGGCAGCAAGUCCACCACCUUAAAUACUCUCAAGUAUGCUCUGCGCUGCGUCAAACAGGUGGAAGCCAAUGAGGAGUAUUACCAGCUGCUGAUGACCAAUGACAGUCAACCUUCUGGUCUGGACGUAUCCUCGUAUACCAUCGAAGAGAUUGACAGCAUAACAUCGGAAUACACACUCAAAAACAAUGACAUUUUUGCAGUUGCUGUGUCGCUCAUUACUGGAAAAAUCGUGUACAUUUCCGAGCAGGCCGCCUCCAUCCUCAAUUGCAAAAUGGACGUGUUCAACAAUAGCAAGUUUGUGGAAUUCCUGAUCCCGCAGGAUGUCAGUGUGUUCUACAGCUUCACCACACCGUACCGCCUGCCAUCUUGGAGCAUGUGCACCGGAGCUGAGUCAUUGCCACCUGAUUGUAUGCAAGAGAAGUCCUUCUUCUGCCGUAUCAGUGGUGGUAAAGAGUGUAAAGGCGACCUGCAGUACUAUCCCUUUAGAAUGACUCCGUACUUGAUGAAGGUACAAGUUGCUGCGCAUGCCGAGGACCAGUUCUGCUGCCUCCUCCUGGCCGAGAGAGUUCACUCUGGUUAUGAUGCGCCUCGGAUUCCAACAGAUAAGCGUGUCUUCACCACGACGCAUUCCCCGAGUUGCGUCUUCCAGGAUGUGGAUGAACGAGCUGUUCCUCUCCUGGGUUACCUCCCCCAGGACUUGAUUGGCACCCCGGUCCUCCUCCACUUGCAUCCUAAUGAUAGACCCAUCAUGCUGUCUAUUCACAGAAAGAUACUGCAAUACGCAGGGCAGCCGUUCGACCACUCAUCGAUCCGAUUCUGUGCUCGCAACGGAGAAUACGUCAUCCUGGAUACCAGCUGGUCCAGUUUCGUCAACCCUUGGAGCCGUAAAGUCUCCUUUGUGAUCGGGAGGCACAAUGUUCGGACGGGCCCCGUAAAUGAGGACGUCUUCAUGGCCCCGCUUUCUGCUGGAGCCGAAACAAAGGCCAUGGACUCUGACAUCCAGGAGGUCACUGAACAGAUCCACAGGCUCCUCCUGCAGCCGGUUCAUAACAGUGGGUCCAGUGGCUACAGGAGUCUAAACAGCACCGAACACCUCCUGGGUAUGAACUCCUCUAGUGACAGUCUUAACAAUGCCACCAAGUUCCAUCUAGAGGAUGAGGAGGAGGAAGAUGUGAGCAACAAAGCCCGGCCGCGAACCUUCCAGGAAAUCUGUAAGGGAGUCCAUCUCCAGAAGCACCAGGAACAGUGCAAGAAAACUAAUAGCAAGGCUGCUCAGAAGAGCCUGACAGUGGUACGGCCCAAGGAUGUGUCUGCCCUUCUCAGCCUCAGCUGGAGAGGGAGCCUGACGCCAAUGGAAGAGAGCAGAUCCUCUUCCCAAGAAGAAAUGCCGCUCAAUGACCAGACAGUCUAUUCCUACCAGCAAAUUAGCUGUCUGGACAGUGUUAUCAGAUACUUGGAGAAUUGCAAUGUCCCCUUUGCUUUAAAGAGGAAAUGUCAAUCGUCCUCGAACACCACAUCCUCUGAUGAUGACAAACACAAAGAUGGCACCACAUUGGAAGAUACCCAAGAACAAGCCUUGUUGAAAGAUCAGUCCGGGCUCUCCUCUUUGGAUGAUCCAGAUAAAAAGUCCAAUGAUGCAACCAGAGCGGUAGUGGGCACUUCUCUGCCUCUUCCUUUGCCUGACAAACCAGAAAGUGUGGUGUCCAUCACCAGCCAAUGUAGCUACAGUAGCACCAUAGUGCAUGUUGGGGACAAGAAACCUCAGCAAGAAUCAGAAAUGACGGAAGAUGUGACAGGGGUGGGCGAGGCGGCAGAAUGCAGCCACAACCCGGCACAGGCGGCUUCAGCUCGGGCCGUUUCACCUCGGGGCCAAGAGAGGGAGUCCUACAGGAAACUGGGUUUGACCAAGCAGGUUUUGGCUGCCCACACACAGAAGGAGGAGCAGGCUUUCCUGUUUCGCUUCAAGGAGCUUCGCAGGCUCACGGCCCUCAAAGCCAACUGCUCGCAGUACCUGGAGCGCCAGAGGGAAAAGAGCGGCAACGACGUGACGCCAGCUACCCAGCUCGGGAGGGAAAGCGGCCCAGGGACCGAGCCCAGCGUGACGCGGCGCAGUGUGCGGAACAAGAAAACCAAAUCCAAGCGAGCCAAGCAGACAGAGUCUUCAGACAGCACUGUGUCAUAUCCCCGACUCCAGCAGCUGCGAUGUCCCCCUCUUAACGCAGGCCUCAACCCCACAUCCUGGUCGGUUUCCGACACGUCACAGUCCAUGUUCCCAAUGGCCUACCCUUGCUACCCCCUCCAGGUUUUCCCCAGACAUACUUCUGUUGUGCCCUCUGCAAACCCCCCUCUGCAGGAGUUUGCUGACAAUCAAGGGGGUCUUCCUUGCCCGCCAGGUGUCUCGCAUUCUCCCUACACCGCACCUAUGGUCACCCCCAUAAUGGCUGUGGUGCUGCCUAAUUACAUUUACCCUCCUCUGUGUCCUGGGCCUCCACAGCCAGAGUACCCUGCAGAGACUGCCAGUUUCCCCAUCCAGGGCCAGCCUUACCCCCAACCCGCUUUCCCGGGACAAGCGACCUUCAUGACUCCUGCCACGUUUAACCCCCAGAGCCCCUCAACCCCUCAAGUGGGCUAUGUGACACCGUCGUUCUAUGUCCCCCCGACUAUUUUGGAAGCUCCCAAGGCACCAGUGGAGGGCCAGUCCCGCGCCUCCACGCCGCAGUCUGCUUCGCCGCCAUUGUUUCAGUCUCGAUGCAGCUCUCCUCUGAACUUGCUGGAGUUGGAGCUAUCCGGGGACCGACAGGAUGGCACAGCACUGCCCCCCGGAGGUCAAGGCGGCAAUGGGGCUGAACGGGAGAAGGCAGCGGUCGGGGGCCAAGUCCAAGAGCUCAAUCAGCCAUCUCUCAGUCUCCUUGGUCCAACUGGACCAUUGUUUUUCGGGGGCACGAUCCAUGUCUGUGAGCGUUUGUCUUGGGAUAAAGGCAUAUUCUCUUCUAGGCUGAGGGCAUGCAGCAGCGAGGCGAGUUCCAGAGGCGACGGCAACAACAGUGAUAACAACUCAUCCUCCAGCGACAUGCUGGAUAUCAUUCUGCAGGAGGACUCAUAUUCGGGUACCGGCUCAGCCACCUCGGGGUCCAUGCACUCGCACUCCAACGACUGUGGGACCUCCAACAGCAGGACGUCCAACAGUGGCGCCUCGGCAAGCGGGGUCUCUGGAAGUGGAACAGGUAGCAACAGCAGCAAGUAUUUUGGUAGCGUGGACUCGUCGCAGAAGAGCCAGAAGGUGAAAGGUCACUUAAGCGGCGGCGGCGAGGUGGAGCCAAGCGAACGCUUCAUCAAAUACAUACUCCACGACCCAGUGUGGCUCCUCAUGGCCAAUGCGGAUGACAAAGUUAUGAUGACCUACCAGAUGCCUUCACGAGACAUCCAGGAGGUUCUGAAGGAGGACCGCGAGAAGCUGAGCCUGCUGCAGAAAAACCAGCCCAGCUUUACGGAUGAGCAAAAGAAGGAGUUAAUGCAGGUGCACCCAUGGAUCAAGAAGGGUGGUCUACCCAAAGUCCUGGAUGUCAAGGUGUGCUCGUGUUGCAAUGGCGCCAUUCACACGCCUCUCACGGACGACCUGCCCGAGUUGGAGCUGGCGGAGCACAGGCCCGCGCUAGAGGCGGGCUGCCAGAGAACCCCCAGAGAGGAGCCCGUUUCCCUGAACUCUGGCAGCAGCAUUCUCUAUUGGCUGGACCUUCCUGGCUGA
Molecule: messenger RNA, 4380 nt
Organism: Nerophis lumbriciformis (worm pipefish)
Lineage: Eukaryota; Metazoa; Chordata; Actinopteri; Syngnathiformes; Syngnathidae
Source: RefSeq, a predicted model, not a curated record